Messenger RNA from Dermatophagoides farinae (American house dust mite), 758 nucleotides. RefSeq lists its product as uncharacterized. NCBI's taxonomy places the organism in Eukaryota, Metazoa, Arthropoda, Arachnida, Sarcoptiformes, Pyroglyphidae. The record is from RefSeq and is a predicted model, not a curated record.
AUCGACAAAAAUCAUCAUCAUCAUCAUCAUCAUCGUCAUCGUCAUCAACAAAAUCUGUGCAUUGGAUUUAUCAAAAUUCUGGUUAUUCACAAUAUUCUGGCUGAUUAUCGUUAUGAUUAUUGUGAUUAUAAGCACAUCGUUUUAUGUUUAUUAUGGUAUUCAAGAAAAAAUGAUGAUUCCACCACCAUUGCCACCACAGCGAUUGAAUGGCUAUUUUUUGGUGAUGAUAAAAAUUGUACAACAACAACAACAACAAAUCUCAAUCAUCAACAACAACAACAACAACAACAUAGUGGUACGAAAUCAAAACAAAAAGAUGGACGUUGGGCAUUAAUGUUUGAUGAAUUUGUUGAAUCAAUCAAAUGUUUGGGCAAUUUGAUUGAAGAUUCAAGGCAAAAUCAAGCUGAAUCAUGUUGUCGUUAUGAUGCAUUCAAACAGGUGCUUGUUGAACGUGCAAUCAUACGCUGUCCAAGGCUAGAAUCGGAACCAGAAAAAAUUUUACAUCUAUUCACACCAUUAAAUCGUUAUAUGAAUCAUAAAUGUAAAGAUGUUGAUACCGAUACAUUUGCAUGUCAAAUGAUGUCAUUGGUCAUGACGAAUUGAUGAUUUUUGAUUAUCGAAAUUUUUUUUUUCAUUCCAUCCAUUUAUUUAUUUGUUUUGAAUGAUGGUCCUUUCACAAACAAUGUGUGUAAUAUUUGACUUUUUUUUUGAUCAAAAAUUUGUGCGAAAAAAAGUAAUAAAAAAAAAUUGAAAACAAA